AUGGAUGAAUUUGGUGUCUUGGUUGAGAGCAUUGGGUUUAGAGCCCAUGGAAAAUCAGCUCUCGUGGCCAAAUUGAAAGCCCAAACCCAAAUCCUAUCUCCCGUGCAACUCCACUGCAAUGGCUCUUUCAAUGCCUUCGUUGACGAUAAUAUUUUUUGUGGGACCCUCAUGAAGGCGAGCCAGUAUGGUGGGUUCGAUUUGGAAUCCGUGUUUACCAACUUGAAUAAUAGGUAUUCUGCAUAUUACUAUGGUUUUAAUGAUUUGCUAGGGUUAAAUUCAAAGAUGGAAAAUCCUAUUGAUUCAGGGAAUUUUGGGCUUAAUUCUAGUGGGAAUUAG
This is a messenger RNA of Striga asiatica, 336 nucleotides long. The record is from the annotation of a GenBank genome assembly. Lineage: Eukaryota; Viridiplantae; Streptophyta; Magnoliopsida; Lamiales; Orobanchaceae.